UUUCAGCCUGCAGGAAAUUCAUCAACAGAAGAAACUCAAACAAACAUGGCGGAAAGUGAAGGCAGUGGAUCUACAGAGAAAUCUUCCAAGAAUGAAAACAUGGAGAAUCCUUCACCUGAAGACCGGGACCUGAAAAGCGUCCUGGUCACCAGUGUGUUAAACCUGGAGAAGCUGGACGUGGACCUUUACAGAGGGACACACCACUGGGUGCCUCGAAGCCAACGCCUGUUUGGGGGUCAGAUAGUCGGCCAGGCGCUCGUAGCUGCUGCCAAAUCUGUGAGCGAUAAUCUCUUUGCCCAUUCUCUCCACUGCUACUUUGUACGAGCAGGGGACCCUAAGGUGCCAGUGCUGUACCAGGUGGAACGUACAAGAGACGGUCGCAGUUUCACUGUACGCUCUGUGAAGGCCAUUCAGCAUGGGCAGCCAAUUCUUAUCUGCCAAGCGUCCUUCCACAUGCUGCAACCCAGUCCCCUGCAACACCAGUUCACCAUGCCCACAGUGCCCCCACCCGAAGACCUGCUCACUGUGGAGGAAAUCAUUCACCUGUACCUCAGCAAACCAGACCUGGCAGAAAAUGCGAAACAAGGCCUGAACAAAAUUCUGGCUAAUGAGGUUCCCAUUGAAAUAAAGCCGGUCAACCCUCCGCACUUUUACAGACUGUUUGCAGCUGAGCCCAAGAAGUUGUUCUGGGUGCGAGCACGAGGACAUAUAGGUGAAGGCAACAUGAAGCUGCAUUGUUGCGUUGCUGCCUACGUGUCAGACUUUGCUUUCCUGGGCACAGCCCUGCUGCCUUAUCCCAACUACAGAGCCAAGUUCUCCGCCUCCCUGGACCACGCCAUGUGGUUCCACAGCACUUUCCGCAGUGAUGAGUGGAUGUUGUACGAGUGUGAGAGCCCAUGGGCAGGGGGCAGCAGGGGGCUGGUUCAGGGCCGACUCUGGAGAAGAGAUGGGGUGCUGGCUGCCUCUUGUUCCCAGGAAGGUGUCCUGAGAGUGAAACCAGGCACAGAGAAGAGCAAACUGUAAACAUGUUAUUUACAAAUGUUAUAUUUCUUUGUAUAAUUUAUUUAGAAAGAUUAAUAUUUUCACUCUGAUUAUAAGAUUUAUCAUUUAAUCAUGGAUUUGUGAUUUAAAAAAAAUAAUAUAUAUGAUAUAUUCACUUCAUUCCAGUCAUUAAAAACUGACAUGUUAAAAUGGA
This is a messenger RNA of Notolabrus celidotus (New Zealand spotty), 1195 nucleotides long. It is a transcript of the gene acot8, whose product is annotated as acyl-CoA thioesterase 8. Gene Ontology annotation, cellular component: peroxisomal matrix. Gene Ontology annotation, molecular function: fatty acyl-CoA hydrolase activity. NCBI's taxonomy places the organism in Eukaryota, Metazoa, Chordata, Actinopteri, Labriformes, Labridae. The record is from RefSeq and is a predicted model, not a curated record. Gene Ontology annotation, biological process: acyl-CoA metabolic process; fatty acid catabolic process. The transcript is spliced from 6 exons. The coding region runs from base 46 to 1023 and encodes 325 amino acids.